Pediculus humanus corporis (human body louse) is the source of this 675-nucleotide messenger RNA. RefSeq lists its product as uncharacterized. The coding region runs from base 1 to 675 and encodes 224 amino acids. NCBI's taxonomy places the organism in Eukaryota, Metazoa, Arthropoda, Insecta, Psocodea, Pediculidae. The record is from RefSeq and is a predicted model, not a curated record. The transcript is spliced from 2 exons.
AUGGAAAAAGCUUAUCAAAUAGUUCACGGAAAACCAAGUUUUAAUCCCCCACCGCCUGUCCAAAUCAAUCAUAACGAAAUCCCCGAACAAAACGAUUACAAUGAUGACAAUUUGGUGGCAUUAACGGCGGAAGAAGCUGGUUCAGACGCUUUAACCGCAGAAGAUCCGGGUGAAGAUCGUUUAAAAAUGUCAAAUCCGUUACCGCCUUGUAGCCAUUGUUCAGACGACAAAGAAAAUCAAAUACCUGAUGCAUUUACCUAUUUGGAUUUGGAUAAAUCUGUGUCGUGUGAUAAUUUACUAUGUGGAGAUAAAUCAAAGUGCUCGUCGUCUAGAAAACGUCGUUUCUCCGAUUGGGAAUCAGAUGAUGAUGUACAAAAUAAAAAGUGCAGAAACUCGGUUAAGAAUAAUCCCGUUCCUAUAGAUCUUACUGACAGUGAAAAAGCGACAUUAUUAGCUGAAGUGGCUAAUUCAGCUAGUGAUCUUAGCGAUGGCGAAAACGAGCCAUCAAAUACAAUGGAAAUUGACAGUAUCACUAGUUUGGUAUCUAUUUUUUCAUUCGAAACUGGUUUUACAAAUUUAACAAGGUCUAUGUCCACACCAGAUUUGUGUUCAGCUCAAGCUAAAGAACAUUUAAACUCUGACUCAUCAUGUGCGUUUCUCACAAUGACUGCUUGA